Oncorhynchus nerka (sockeye salmon) is the source of this 1811-nucleotide messenger RNA. Its product is annotated as FUN14 domain-containing protein 1. The annotation marks the transcript as partial. The record is from RefSeq and is a predicted model, not a curated record. Gene Ontology annotation, biological process: autophagy of mitochondrion. The transcript has 4 exons. Lineage: Eukaryota; Metazoa; Chordata; Actinopteri; Salmoniformes; Salmonidae. Gene Ontology annotation, cellular component: mitochondrial outer membrane.
AUGACAUCUUAUCAGAAAAGGAUGAGCCGGAGAGCGAGGAUGAGACCUAUGAGGUGGUGGACCUGACAGAGUACGCCCGGAGGCACCAAUGGUGGAGCAUGGUGUUUGGGAAUAACUCUGGUCCCCUCGCAGAGAAAUACUCUGUGACCACGCAGAUCGCGAUGGGAGGGGUCACUGGCUGGUGUGCAGGAUACUUGUUCCAGAGAGUAGGGAAGAUAGCUGCAACUGCCAUAGGUGGAGGGUUCCUGUUAUUACAGAUAGCGAAUCACAGUGGCUACGUGCAGGUGGACUGGAAGAAAGUGGAGAAGGACGUGAACAAAGCAAAGAAACACCUGAAGAAGAGAACCAAGCAAGCAGCCCCUGAAAUUAACUCCUUCUUCGAGGAGGCCACAGAGUUUGUCAAGAAGAACAUUGUUCUGUCCAGCGGGUUUGUGGGUGGAUUCCUCCUGGGCUUGGCCUCCUAAUGCGUCGGGGCCAAUUCACAACUGAGGAAGUCGUUACAUAGAAGAAGGAAGCUGUCAUUACUGUGAACUGAGUCACCACACGGAUGUUGUCAUUAACUGUGAAUCGUUGUCUUUCUCCCAGCACGGAACUAGUCAUGAAACGGGUUUGGGAGGAGGCUGAACAUGUGAAGCUGCCACUUUAUGCCCCCUGGCUGCUCUCUUCCGCUAUUGCCCAACUGAUCAGAGUCUAGCUUGUCCACCCUCUUUUAUUCUAUUUAUCUGGUGGUUUCUGAUCCAGGAUCAGUUGUUUGGGCCUGUUGAAUAUGACAUUUUUAUACAUAUUCAUAAUCAGCACUACCCCAACAUCAAUGUAUGUGAAAAUGUCACGUUUCUAUGUUUUGAAUCAGCUAUGUUAUAUAUAUUUGUUCACCAUCAUAUGGUGUGCAUCAUGUGAUUUGAAUCCAUUAGUGAAGUAUGCCUACUCAUAACUGGUUGAAAUCACGAUGCACACCAGAUGAUGCCAUUAGAAAAACUAAUUUUGACUUCAAAACAUAGAAACAUGGCAUUUUCACAUAUGUUGAUGUUAGGGUAGUUCUGGAGAUGAUGAAUACAAUGUUGAAAAUGUUAGAAAUGUCCCUUUAAGUGCACAACGCAACACCUCUUGAUAUACUACUAAUAUACUGUACCACACACUGGACAUAGGAUUCCUUGGCCCCUGUCUAUCUGGUGCCCUCUUUUACCUGGAAGAACAGGUCUAGGAUCAGGAAUGUGUCCCAAAUGCCCAUAGUGCACUACAUUUGACCAGAGCCCUAUGUAGGAAAUUAGGGUGCCAUUUGGGACACAGGCCAGCUCUCUAAUGUACUGUAGGUAUAUCAGUGUGCAGGUUAGCGUUUUUCAUAAAGAAUAUUUUUCUGGGGGCAGCUCUGCAGAAUGGUCACUAGUUGGCACAGCCACAAAAUCUGAUUUUAAAUCUAACUGUAACCACACUGUUAACCCUAAUGCCUAACCUUAAAUUUAGACCAAAAAGUUUAAUGUAGUUUUCAUGAAUUUUUACAAUAUAGCCAAGUCUGACUUUGCAGCUGGCCUAUCCAGCGGAUUUGCUUAGUUCUGCCUCCAGGGCAAGACUCAUUCCAAAACAUGUGAACCUGCUAUCAGUGUAGUCAUAGGAAAACAUGUGAUUUAGUCAUGUGUAGAAUAUACUAUCAGUUUUAUAGAUAGAAGGAAAUGUACAGUAUAAAGUCAGUGUUCAGUUGCUUAUGAGUUGUUCCAUAUUGUGUCUUUAACUAUUUAAAUAUUAUGUAUAGAUUUGUCUUAUGAUUCUGUUUUGUCAAAUAAAGUUGCCUGAUUUUUGUUGGUUAGCAAUGUUAA